Molecule: messenger RNA, 1191 nt
Organism: Condylostylus longicornis
Lineage: Eukaryota; Metazoa; Arthropoda; Insecta; Diptera; Dolichopodidae
Product: protein BCCIP homolog
Exons: 3
Coding region: 117-983 (288 amino acids)
Cellular component (GO): nucleus
Source: RefSeq, a predicted model, not a curated record
ACUAGAUUUGUUUGAUUGAUAUUUGGGUAGCUAAAAUAUAAAUCAUAAAAUACACGUGUUAAUUAAAAUAAUCAUUUUUGCUUAAACCAAUCUUCUAUACACUCUCAAAAAAUAAAAUGUCAGCUAAUAAAAAAAAGAACUUAGAACAGGAUAAAAUGGAUUCUGAUAAAGAGUCUUCCAGUUCAGAAGACGAUGGUCCACAUCCAGAUGCCUAUAAAGGAAACGAGGAAAUACAAGUAGAUUUCGAAGGAAGAAACCCUCUCGACAUUGACUUUCAUGGUAUACGGCAGUUAUUGCAACAAUUGUUUCUUAAAGCUCAUAUAAAUCUUUCACAGCUUUCAGAAAUUAUUAUAGAACAAAAUUAUAUUGGGAGUGUUGUUAUACAAAGCGAAAUUGAUGAAGAGGAAGAUGAUGAACUAUGUGAUUCAAAUGUAAUAUUUGGUAUUACAUCAGUAGUAAAUAUGAUGUCCAAAAGAAGUUCAAAAUGUAUUGAAGAAUUGCACGAAUUCAUUGUGGAAAAGGCAGAAAAAAAUGCUUCGGAAGAUACCUUUGAACAAUUUAAAACAAUUUUAAAUAAUGUCGACCAACAUGUAGGAUUUCUGAUUAAUGAGAGAUUUGUAAAUAUUCCUGCACAAAUUUCAGUUCCAUUGCUAGAAAAUUUAUAUAGAGAAAUUAAGCGUGCUAAAGAAAAACAUAUGCCGUAUGAUUUUAAAUAUUACAUGAUAAUCGUGAAAUUCUAUAGGAAAAAAGGUAAAAAAAAUAAACCUACAGAGGACUUUUAUUCAAAUCAAGAGGAAGAAAUCAUAUGCAAAGAAGCUCAAUUUAGUUUUGAAUAUUCUGUAGAGCAUGAGGCAGACUCUGGCAUGUCGGGUGAUUGGUUAGAAGGUGAUAGUACAAUGUUGCCAUUCAGAAAAGUAGUUUUAUUUGAAUCAAGCAGAUUAUCUGAUUUAAUAUUGACCAUAAAGGAUUAUAUAAAUGAAUAAUUUUAAGAUUUAUAUUUUAAUGUUUUAAGUAUUUUCUAUUCGUUUGAUAUUAAGUAAGUUAGUCGUUAUAAUACAAAACUAAUUGUGUGUGAUUGUUUUGGAAGCUUCCUAAACUUCGCAAAUAAUGGAAAUUGUUACUUUCGAAAUGUAUUGGGAAGUACUCUGUUUUAUUUUUGAUAAAUAUAAAGACGACAAAUUUCUAACCAAA